AUGACAGAGAGUGAGAAUUUUUCGACACUUCUUUCUUAUCUAGCAUCUGAUUUCAGAGUCGAAAUUAGUGAUCCGAUGGUACAAAGAUUCCUCAUGGAGCAGAAUAUUCCAGUUGUCGAUCAAAUUGAAAGAGAAAAAGCGAUUUCUCAUUACAAUCUGACAAAAGAUCUCCGAGAGUCAAUUAAAUGCAUGCAAAUACCACUGGUUGCUACCAAAGAGAGUUUAAGCCUACUUUUGUCAUUCGAAAAAACAAAUAAAAUCCCCGGAAAAUUAAUUUUACCAUUUGUUGCGUUUUAUUCUUUUGGGUUGCUAUCACACAAUGUUUCGGAUGAAAAUGACAUCGUUCAAUUAUUAAUUUUACUUUUAUCUUAUUAUCAUUCUGCCAUAGGCGAAAAGUUAGCAUUAUUCAUAUAUGACAACAUAUUGUCCGAUAUUCUUACAAAGAAUUUCAGCAGUUUUAAUGAAGAGUUCAUCUUACAAUUUGCUCAAUAUUGCAAUAUUGCACUAAGAGGCAACGAAACAGCCUUUUUUCAAUUAGCGGCAUUUUCAAAAAUCUUCCAGAGUAGAGAAGAUACCUACGAAAUUACAAAUCUUGCUAAUACUCUCAUGGAAUUGAUUGAUUAUUUGCCAAGCUCUUGCAACACGCUCAAACCGACAGAAAUUUUGGAUGUUUUAUCAACAGAUAUUAGUAGCUGCGAUGAAAAACUUAUAUUAUUACUAUUCAAAUACGGUUCCCAUUUUAUAUGUGACGAAAUAGAGCUACUGUUAAACAAAUUCGCUAAGUUAGUUUACGGACUAACUAAAAACAAGCUUAAUUUCUUGAAAUCAACAGAUUUUCCUUAUAUAAAUCUUAAUAGACCGAAAUCUCGAGUAAUUGAACAAGAAACAGAAUUAGUAAUAAACGCAGACAUCAAUACAAUUAAGAAUACAUCGAGUUUGACUUACAAUUCCUUGUUAUUCCACAAGAAAAAUGUAAUGAUUUCGGAAUUCAUGAAUAUUGGCUCAAAAAUACAAGAAUGUUACAAGGACACGAUUACAUCAUCCAUUAUUUCAUGUUUUCUUCAUUUUUCUCAUGACGAAAAAUAUAUUCCAUUUUUAUUUUUAAUUGAAUUGUUUAAUAUCCCUCUAACAGACAAUUUAUAUGAUGUUAUGACUGAUCCUUUGGUAUUUAACCCUUCAGCAACAAUUUAUAACUGUGAUUUUGAUGAAUUUACUGUUUUUGUGCGUUCAAAGGUUGUAAACAUCAUUGCACAAUCGAACAAUGAAUAUUUCACAUGGUUUAUUGACAAAUUCCAGAAUUCUCCUUUGUUAUUUGCAGAAAUUAUUUCUUAUUUGACAAAUUCAAUCAGAAAUGUUGACCAAAACCUUCUGAUUUCAAAGAACAUACUCAAGGCUAUCUAUUAUUCAUGUUCUGAUUGCGAUUUGUUGAUUUCAAAAUCAAAAGAAAAUGAAAAUUUUCAAAAGUCACUUU
This is a messenger RNA of Trichomonas vaginalis G3, 1471 nucleotides long. RefSeq lists its product as uncharacterized. The annotation marks the transcript as partial. The transcript has a single exon. NCBI's taxonomy places the organism in Eukaryota, Parabasalia, Trichomonadida, Trichomonadidae. The record is from RefSeq and is a predicted model, not a curated record.